UCAGACUUAAAAAGACAUGAAAAUAUGGUCGCUCAUGAAGUUAAAGUGGCAUCUGUAACGUUCCUGUUGAGAAUGCCUCAUAUCUUAUAUGCAUAUGUACAAGUUGGCGACAACUGCUCAAGCUUCCCUUCAGUAAUCAGUUUCAGUAGAGUAGUUACUGAUCACGUCCUCGAAGGGCGCAUCAUAUCGAGUGUCCUCGUGACAAGUGAUCAAGAAUGUCAAAUGAAAUGCAUCUUAAGCAAAAUGUGUGACAGCUUCAAUCUUGGGCUCCAAACCGCCUCCAAGCUUUACCCCUGUGAACUACUGGAUCUCCGAUCGAGCAAAAAGAGGAAAAGGAGAGAAGAGUGGAAAUUCCGGGCAGGAUGGUGUCAGACCUCUCCGUGUCUAAAUGGUGGUACAUGUUACGUCGUAAACGGUCAGCCAUACUGCGUCUGCGCACAGUUUUGGGAAGGUGCUAUUUGCAACGUGCCUUUGUAUAAAACAUCCUGCAGUGAAUGGAAAACUUUAAACUCUUCAUCUGCGAGCGGCCUGUAUAUUAUCGCUCCUCGAUAUCAAAGUGGGGUGGCACCUUUUUUGGUGUACUGUGACAUGACUGACAAAGAUGGAGUUGGCGUGACAAUUAUUGGUCACGAUAGCGAGAAGAGAACCAAUGUAAAAGGUUGUGAUCCCCAUGGAUGCUAUUCACACGAUGUGCACUAUCUAAAUGCUGGUCUGCUGCAGUUGGCAAGCCUCGCUGCCGUAUCAAGCCACUGUGAACAAUUUAUCAAAUAUGAAUGUGAUGGCUCCAGCUUGCUUUUUCGGGGCUGGUGGGUGUCACGCAAUGGUACAAAGAUGGACUACUGGGGUGGGGCAACUCCAGGAAGUGGUAAAUGUGCAUGUGGAAUGAGCAAGAGUUGUUACGAUUCCUCAAAGCCGUGCAACUGUAACGCGAAUAUAGAAGGUAUAACACUAGAAGACAGUGGUUUAUUAACAGACAAGUCGGCUCUUCCUGUGAGUCAGUUGAGAUUCGGUGACGCAGGCGGUGCUACUGAACAGGGAUGGCACACUCUCGGAAAGCUCUACUGUUACGGAAUCUCUUAGUAAAUCAACAAAGGAAAACAUAUCUUUCAACUUUCAUAGUUUUUAAACAAACUUGAGGCUAUUCAAGAUGUAAGAAAACAUUAGGGAAGUAUCUGAGGAGGCAUGCAGCUUUCAGUCUUUUUCAGUGAGCAACGCGCUCACACGAUUGCUAAUUUCUUUGAGUGACAUUUGCUAUGGAUCGUUGCAGUGUCAGCCACCAUCAAAACUUACCAAUCAGCGCGUAUGACAGAAAGACUUCAGCUGAAGGAGUAUUACAACAGUUGGUUCUUACCACUAUUUCCAUCCUCCCUUUUUCUCGCAUCGUUUCGCGGCACCAUGGCACUACUAGCGUGCAUAUGUUUUUCUUUCUGUUCCUCCAUAACAAGCGAAAUCGCUCUUUCAUAAUGUAUAGCGUUAUCAAUGUUUUUCGGUCUGUUGUUUCUAAAGAUCUUUGAAUUGUGAUAAAAGCAAAUAACCUGGCCUUGAAGCCUUAUUAACAAGCAUACUACAAUCAGAAAAACAAACAAACAUAUAUUUUAAUGCAUCCUGUCUUACCAUCAAAUGCU
Stylophora pistillata is the source of this 1625-nucleotide messenger RNA. Its product is annotated as contactin-associated protein 1. The record is from RefSeq and is a predicted model, not a curated record. NCBI's taxonomy places the organism in Eukaryota, Metazoa, Cnidaria, Anthozoa, Scleractinia, Pocilloporidae.